Molecule: messenger RNA, 588 nt
Organism: Ostrea edulis (European flat oyster)
Lineage: Eukaryota; Metazoa; Mollusca; Bivalvia; Ostreida; Ostreidae
Exons: 2
Coding region: 1-549 (182 amino acids)
Molecular function (GO): zinc ion binding
Source: RefSeq, a predicted model, not a curated record
AUGACAGCCCUCGCCAAGCAGUCCAAUGAUCUUCAGGAAUUUGUACAGAAAUAUGGUUUGGAUAAACGAUCAAUGAAAUGGGUAAAACUAGAUGCUGCAUCCGAUGACAACAUGCCAUUCCAAAAGCUUUCAGAGGAAGAAAUAAGAGAUCUUACCAUCGGUGUUUACCAGCUGAAAACCGCAAAAUCCUAUUCAGCAGAACAUUUUACGGAACAGGGUUUGUUUGAGGUCCUUGUCAGCGAUGGGAUUUCAAAUAUAAUAAGUGCCAAAAUUCAAAGUCGCCAAAUAAGUGCAAAAAAGUAUGCUCUGUGGGUGAAAUAUAAUGAUGUAACAAUUUCAGCGUGGUAUUGCUCUUGCAAAAAUGGUGCCCGCGUUGUCGGGAUGUGUGGACACAUUGCUUGUAUUGUAUGGUAUUUAUCGUUUGGAAGGUAUCAAAGAUCUAUUUCCGGUGUCAGAGACUGGACGGACACUGUUGAGGAUGCUGCUAGAGAGGUGGACUUUCCUGAUAGCGACAGUGACGACGAUUGUGUCAGUAAUCAAGAAGAAUGAGUGAUUUCUGCAGAUAAAUUUAACAAAAUAAAAUUGGAC